This is a messenger RNA of Rhododendron vialii, 1684 nucleotides long. Its product is annotated as G-type lectin S-receptor-like serine/threonine-protein kinase SRK. The transcript has 6 exons. Bases 103 to 1353 code for a protein of 416 amino acids. Lineage: Eukaryota; Viridiplantae; Streptophyta; Magnoliopsida; Ericales; Ericaceae. Gene Ontology annotation, biological process: protein phosphorylation. Gene Ontology annotation, molecular function: ATP binding; protein kinase activity. The record is from RefSeq and is a predicted model, not a curated record.
UCAUCGAACAUUAGAAAAUUCUUGAUCAAGAAAAUUAAUUAAAGGCUAAUUAGUACCUGAUCAUUGGAUUGUCAUUAACUUUUGGAAGCAGAAAGCGAAAGGAUGCUGUGGUUGAUUCUUGGGGUUUCGUUGGCCACCGUUACUCUAAUUGUAGUCUCCCUGUGGUGCUACAUACAUCGCAAUCGCAAAAAUCGAAAUUCCACAGUGAAUCAAGCAAAGAGCCAAGUUGAUUUAAACCAGGUCACCGUGCUAGAUUUUGGCACCGGUGCAGCAUCAUCUAUGAACAAUGAAACUGCUGCAGCUAAACUUGAAUUGAGUGGAGAGAAAGACCAGGAAUUGCCAAUGUUCAGUUUUUCUACCAUAGAAACAGCUACCGAUUAUUUUGCAAUAUCGAAUAUUCUUGGAGAAGGAGGUUUCGGACAUGUUUACAAGGGUACAUUGCCGCAAGGUCAAGAAAUCGCGGUGAAAAGACUUUCCACGAGAUCUGGACAAGGAAUAGUGGAGUUCAAAAAUGAAAUAAGCUUGAUAUCUAAGCUCCAGCAUAGGAACCUCGUGAGGCUACUAGGGUGUUGCAUUCAUGGUGGAGAAAAUAUACUGGUUUACGAGUACAUGCCUAACAAGAGUUUGGACUCCUUCAUUUUUGAUUCAACCAAACGGAAGUUAUUAGAUUGGGCAGGCCGUACAAAGAUUAUCGGAGGAAUCGCUCAGGGGCUUCUUUACCUUCACAAGUACUCUAGGUUAAGGAUAAUUCAUCGUGACUUGAAAACAAGUAAUAUCUUGUUGGACAGCGAAAUGACUCCCAAGAUAUCUGAUUUUGGCAUGGCAAGAAUUUUCGAGGAGAAUGAAAAGCGAGCUGUAACGAAAAAGAUUGUCGGAACAUAUGGCUACAUGUCUCCUGAAUAUGCCAUGGACGGCCUUUUCUCAGAAAAAUCUGAUGUGUUCAGCUUCGGAAUCAUUGUGCUCGAGAUAAUAACCGGCAAGAGGAACGUUGCCUUCUUUGAUACUGACCAUUCUUCAAACCUACUUGGCUAUGCAUGGAACUUGUGGAAAGAAGGGGAAAACACAGAGUUAAUGGACUCGACAUUGGCGAAUUCUUGUUCUUCAAGCGAAGUUCUCCGGUACAUACAAUUAGGUCUCUUGUGUGUGCAAGAGAGAGCGGAAGAUCGACCGUCAAUGUUCGACGUCGUAUCGAUGCUUAGUAAUGAGACCAUGGCUCUGCCUUAUCCCAAAGAGCCUGGCCUUCUGAGCUAUGUUAGCAGAAGCAGCACUACUGAGGGUGAUUCAUUGAAAAUCCAGCAAGGGCAAGGUUCGCAAAAUGUUCAAUCAGUUAUUUCAGUGAUAUCUCCUAGAUAGCUUAUCUUUGUAUAUACCAAUAUCAACCGUCCAUCCAUCUAUAGCCGAGAUGAAAUUUGAGUUGUCCAUUACCGAAAUUGGACGGCCCAGAUGGGACAACAGGAUCCCCGGGUUCAUACCAUUUACAGCCCCCAGUUCUUUUGUUGGUUUUGGAGUUGUAAUAAUUCUUUUUGUACUUAUCAAAGCUUGUAAUUAUAUUACAGUGAGGUCAAAUAUCCACCAUCCACUUUAUUUAUUUGAUCGCCGAAAGAAAUUUAUAAAUCUUUGGAUUAGAAUUGUAAAGAUUAAUCGGAUCAAAGGAACGACGGCAUCACGGCAGAAAAUGAUCAAU